Molecule: messenger RNA, 1171 nt
Organism: Ylistrum balloti
Lineage: Eukaryota; Metazoa; Mollusca; Bivalvia; Pectinida; Pectinidae
Product: succinate dehydrogenase cytochrome b560 subunit, mitochondrial-like
Exons: 6
Coding region: 20-517 (165 amino acids)
Biological process (GO): tricarboxylic acid cycle; mitochondrial electron transport, succinate to ubiquinone
Cellular component (GO): membrane
Molecular function (GO): succinate dehydrogenase activity; electron transfer activity
Source: RefSeq, a predicted model, not a curated record
UUCCAAAUAGACAUUCAAGAUGGCGCUUCUAUUGAGAAAUCUUGGCAGAAAAGGACUACUUGGACACAACAAAUUGGUGAUUACAAAAUGUAUACAGCCAUCAUCAUCACAAGCUUACGAUGAAAUGAAGGAUUUCUGGCAAAAAAACAAAAAACUUAACAGACCACUGUCUCCUCAUCUGUCAAUCUACAGACCACAGCUUACCUCAAUGUUGUCGCUGACUCACAGAGCCACUGGUAUAGCAAUGUCAGUUGCUAUCCCAGUUGUGGCUACAGGUUUGAUGUUUGCCCCUGGAGAUUUCACCACCUAUCUUCACUCUGUACAUCUAAGUGCAGGGAGUGUGAUUGCCUGUAAAUAUAUAGUAGCUUUUCCCUUCACCUAUCACUAUGUCAAUGGUAUACGGCAUCUGGCGUGGGAUUGGGCUAAAGGCUUCAGCUUAAAAGAGACCUACAACAGUGGAUACCUGGUGGUCACUCUCUCCUUCUUAAUUACAGCUGCUCUGGUUCAUCUUAUCUGACAUUUUCACAUAUAAAAAUAGAAGAGAACAUUACAGUUUAGAAUCUUCACAGACAUUUUCAAAAAUGAAGAAAUUAAGAAGAUACAGAAAGAUCUUACAGACUAUGUUAAAGGAAAAUUCCAGGGUCUUGAAAGCUCUUCACUUACUUUUAUGCUGAUAAAGAUGGAAGAAAAUACCAGGAUUUUGCUAUCAUAGAGCUCCAUAAAUCAACAUAUUUCUUAUGAGAAUCCAAAUUGUUGGAAUUUUGCCUGUUUGGAAAGUAGCUAAUUCGUGAUCAAUUAUUUUCACAUCUGAUUCUUUUUUGGCAUUUUUUGAUAAAAAAAAGUAUUUUUUAUGUGAGAAAUGUGAUAAUAGACAUUGAUUUUGAUAGUUUGAGGGAAUUGUUGAUUUAAUAAACGAUUCAAAGUAAUAAUGUGGCACCACUAUGCACUGGUCAAUAUUGCAUUAUUUCUGUGACCUGUGAUUAUUAAUCAGAAUGUCGAGACGUGCUACAAGCUGAUUAUUAGUGAUAGUAACAUUAUAUUUGAUAUAUUUUCCCUUUUUGCUUGUUGAUUGACCAUUUGCAAAGGAAGUAGGGGCUGAAUACAGAUCCAUGUAAAAUGGUAGUUGGAAUCUACUUCUUUUAAAUAAUGGAAUAAAACAUGAAUAAUAAAA